GUUGCGUUCACGGCAGAGGCGCGUGAGCGUGGUGGGAAAUGCGAGCAAGAUGGCGGCGUUGAAGGAGGAGCAGUGUUACGGACUGUCCUGUGGAAGAGUGAGCAAUGGCAGCAAAAUCUCCGUCUAUCACGUCAAGCUGACAGACAGCGCUCUGCGGGCGUUUGAGGACUACCAGAGCAACAAGGGUCUGACUGCUAAACCACUAAUAGGAUUCACAGGAAGCCAAGGGAAAAUCUCGAUACCGCAGUCAGAGAAUCCAAAUGAGCUGCGAACGUUUACCUUCUACCUGUCCAAUGUGGGCAAAGACAAUCCCCAGGGCAGCUUCGACUGCAUUCAGCAGUACAUUACAAGUGAAGGGAGCAUUCAGUUGGACUGUCUGGGAGGAAUCCAGGACAAAAUCACGGUGUGCGCCACUGACGACUCAUACCAAAAAGCCAGGCAAAGCAUGGCUCAGGUCGAGGAGGAGACCCGCAGCCGCGGAGCCAUUGUCAUCAAGCCUGGAGGGAGAUAUGUGGGUAAACGGGUACAAAUCCGUAAGCCUAUAACAGGCGUGUCUGAUGUGGCCCCAUCACGGCGGACGUCCAGGCCAGUGAUCAUCUCCAGCAGCGCUCAGAAGAAGAGCCCGCCGCGACCGCUGAGGGAACGCCUCGUGCACCUGCUGGCCCUAAAACCCUACCGCAAACCUGAACUCCUGGUGCGGCUCACGAAAGAUGGCCUGUCUUUUCAGGACAAGGAGACACUGGACAGCCUCCUGCAACAGGUGGCUAACUUGAAUAGUAAGGACAACACCUUCACAUUGAAGGACUGUUUGUUUAAGGAAGUUCAGAAGGACUGGCCUGGUUACACUGAGGUGGACCAGCAGAUUCUGAAGAGAAUUCUAGUACGAAAACUGUGUAAGCCUCAGAGCAAUGCCCCGGUGUCUGUGGAGAGCCCGGUCAGCCCGCACAAAGAGCCAGCCAGCAGUUCGCCCUCUCAGUUGAACACCCACAACCCCCAGAAACGACCUGCAGCCGACUUCAUCGAUCCCCUGGCCAAUAAGAAACCCAGAAUAUCGCAUCUAGUCAGCAAGUCUACAGGACUCAUCAAUGGCAAGCUGAGCUCAUCCAAUGGAAAGGACACCUCUAGUUCUCAAGCAACUGAGACCUCGUCGAGCUCUCAGUUCCCUCCACUGGAGAUCCCCCGACCCUUCGACCCCCUUUCAGAUGUCAGCAACGACUCCAACGGCAGAGACUGUGAAGGUCAGGAGGCAGCGGUGGCAGAGAGACUAAGUCAGCCACCGUCAUUCGCCCCUCGCUCCGCGACACAAGAGGAAAGGCAGACCUCCAUGUCCCCACCCCACAGCAGUUUGGACAGCUCUCUGACCCAGACCACCCAACCCUCUCUGCACGGCAAGUCUAAGAAGAAGUCUAAAAAACACAAGGACAAAGAUAAAUCCAAAGACAAGGACAGGGAUCGAGAGAGGGACGCGAAGAAGGAGAGGAGGGUUGAUGAAGAGCGUGGCUUGGAUCAAAGGAAACCCUGUGAUGUCACGACGAGCGAUAAGAGUACAGGUCUGAACGGAACAUGCAACAGCUCCAGUAUUCCUGCGUCUUCAUCAGAGACGGCAGACUAUUUAAUAAAGUACACAGUGAUAAGCUCGCCCGAGCAACGUCAGACUUACAAAAACGACUUCAACUCCGAGUACAGCGAGUACCGGGGCCUCCAUGCGCGGAUAGAGAGCAUCACUCGGCAGUUCACUAUACUCGACUCGGAGCUCAAACAACUCCAGCAAGGCACAGACAAGUACAAGACAAUCCACAAUCAGAUACUUGAAGAGUAUCGCAAAAUAAAAAAGACUAAUCCAAACUAUAGCCAAGAGAAGAACCGCUGUGAAUAUCUACACAACAAACUGGCACAUAUAAAAAAACUGAUAGCAGAAUAUGAUCAACAGCAACUUCAAAACUGGCACUAACAACAAGAUAUGUUUCUUUUUUUUUUUUCCUUCUUCGUUCUCCCUUUUGGGAGAGAAAGAAAAUCUGGAUUUUUUUGGUUUCUUGGCUUGCUCUAAAAACAAGUUGCUCUAAUGUAAGACGCCACGAAACUGAUUUAUUAUUAUUUUUUGUUUUAUUUUUCCCCUGUAGUAGGCCAAGUGCUCUAAUAAGGACAUUGCGGACACAUGAAUUUCAUUUUUUAUGGGACUUGGGACAUGGGCGUACUCAAUCAUGCUUACCUGUGUAGCCUAAUGCAUUAUGGGAUUGGUUGCCCCUUCCCUUCUCGAAGGUCUCAGUGUGAAAUGGAAAAAAACAGUCUUGCUUUCCAAACAGGGAUAACCAACACCCAUUCCCAGAUUCCCAUAGGCUUAGAGGAAAAAUAUAUGGAAUGGAUUUUUUUCCCUGUAUGUACUAAAACGGAAGGUCCUAAUGAUGAUAAACUAUAUUUUAUUUUCUUUUAUAUUUAUUUUUUCGUCUUCCUUAGGGAUACAUCAGUCCGAUUAUAAUUUCACACUCCUCAAAAUUGAGUGCUUAAACGUCUCGUCCGGUCCCUUUGGUCUUCUGGAAUCAGUCAGUAUUUUAUGCAAAUUCUGCCUUGGAUUGAAUAGAUCCUCAAUGCAGUAAACCUUUCGCCCCCGUUUUCUUUCUCCAGGGUCUGACAUGGCACUAUUUGGCUCCUUAUUUUGUGCAAUGCGCUAAAGCACGUCGAAUGCCUAGCGGAGGGAGAUCACCAUCUGUUUGUUUAGAGGCUUUGACGGUAUCAGUAUUAAGCGGACGGCCAUGGUAGAGCUCCAUACGGAUACAUUUGCCAUUCCAGAGGUGAGGGAGCACUUCAUUGUUGGCAUAUUUUCCACACUUUUGACUGAAAAUUAUCACUUUGCAACUACCAACAUCAAUUUUAAUCAAGAGUAGUUGUAAAAAGCGAUGCAAAAAACGUGCUGCCCCUCAGGUUUCUUGGGUUAAGUUUUGCUAAUUAUGAAUGUGACUGUAACAUAUCACCUUUGGAGCCAAGCUAGUGUGGUUUUCUUCCAGAAAAUAGUGAUUGUAUCCCUUUAAAGUCACCCUGUUGGGCUGAAGAAGAUCCAAAAUGAUAAACGCAACCUUCACUUGUCCAAACCCUUUAGCAAUUUAAAAAGCUUGCUUGAAUACUGAGUAUUUGUGGGGUUUUUGACCAUUUCUGGCAGUGUUUUCAUUACAAGAUGACUGUUAAAUUCCAUUAAGGCGUCUCUUCAUGGUGGAGGAUCCAUUAUAAACCUCUGAAGUGCUUCUUGCGUUACUGUGGACACUCAAACCGCUCAUCUGUCGGGUCCUGUUGAAGCAUCAGUUGUACUUCUGAUAACUCUUAUGUUUAAAUAUUAAAGUUCAGCACUUUGCUCAGCUUCUCGCUGUUACUCUUACCUGGGUUUUGUUGCAAGGAGACUCUUGCCUCGUCCGUCUGUGUAUGCAUGCUUUCUGACUGUUGAAGACGUUAAAAGGGCAAAGGCCAGUGUUUACAGCGGUUUUACGCUGCUGUUUUGAUGUUCAACAGCAUUUAAAACCAAAUAUGUAUCAAUUUACCCCGACCAGCAUUCGUGCUUUACAAUUAAAUAAAGCCAAAUUGGACCGUUCAAAGAAAAGUCAGCAAAUUGAUCUGGAAAAAAAAACACUGUUUUAGUCCUGGGAAUGCUUAAGUAUUUAUUUGAUCAACCCUGAUCAUGGUCUUUUCAUUACCUGGAGGAAAAACAAUCUGAAAAUCCUGCAACAAUUCAACGAUGAAUAUGAAUGAUGUUUGUUUGAGUUUAAAAAUGCUCCGAUACUUCAAGCACUGACAACACAACUUGGGGAAGACAUGUGCCAAAUGACCUGUUGUAUAGGUUUGCAUCGGAUGAAAUAUGUUGCUGUUUUAGCAAAAAAAAAAAAAA
Molecule: messenger RNA, 3871 nt
Organism: Danio rerio (zebrafish)
Lineage: Eukaryota; Metazoa; Chordata; Actinopteri; Cypriniformes; Danionidae
Gene: ell
Product: elongation factor RNA polymerase II
Biological process (GO): animal gross anatomical part developmental process; transcription elongation by RNA polymerase II; transcription by RNA polymerase II
Cellular component (GO): transcription elongation factor complex; nucleus
Source: RefSeq, marked provisional